AUGGAGUUUGUAACAGCCCUGGUACACCUCCAGGAAGAGUCUAACUGCCCCAUCUGUCUGGACUACUUGAAAGACCCAGUGACUAUAAACUGUGGGCACAACUUCUGUCGCUCCUGCAUCAACAUGAUGUGGAAGGAUCUAGAAGAUACCUUCCCCUGUCCUGUCUGCCGUUUUUGCUUUCGUAACAAAAACUUACGGAGCAACCGCCAGCUCAGUAAUUUGACUGAAAUUGCUAAACUACUGCAGGUCAGAAGGAGCAAGAGAAAAAGGCAGGAAGAAUAUUCCGUGUGUGAGAAACACAAUCAGUUUCUGACCCUUUUUUGCGGGAAGGACCUAGAGGUUUUAUGUACACAGUGCAGCCUCUCUGUUCAACACCAGAAACACUACAUUUGCCCCAUUAAGAAAGCUGCCUCUUAUCACCGGAAAAUUCUAGAAUAUAGCAUUGAGCCCUUGCAGAACAAUGUGGAACGAGUUGAAAAAGUGAUUUCUCUGCAAGCCAGCAAAAUUGUGGAACUGAAAAAGAAGGUAGAGUAUAGGAGAGAAGAAAUCAUUUCUGAAUUUGAGCAACUUCGACUGUUUCUGCAAAAUCAGCAAGAGGCUCUUCUUAGGCAGAUGAAAGAUGAAGAGAUGGACAUUUUAACGAAACUAAAUGCCAACCGUAUAACAUUUUCAGAUCAUGUUUCCACAUUAAAACAUCUGCUGAAGGAGGUAGAGUGCAAGUGUGGGCAAUCGGAACUGGAAUUACUGACACAUGUUAAAGGUAUCUACCACAGGUAUCAAAACCUAAAACGUCCUGAGCUCUUUUUAUUCCGAUUAAAGAAAUACGGACUUAGCCUUCCUCCACAAUACUCUGGCUUGGGCAAAAUUAUCAAGCCAUUUCAAGUAGAUGUGAUUCUAGAUCUUGAAACAGCACACCCUCGGCUUAUUGUCUCUGAGGAUAGAAAAACUGUGCAUUAUGGAAAGAGAAGAAAAUACCUUUGUUAUAACCCAAGGAGAUUUUACCUCUGCCCUGCUGUCCUGGGUUCUAAGAGAUUUAGUUCUGGCCGGCAUUACUGGGAGGUCAUAGUGGGAAACAAGCCUAAGUGGACCUUGGGAGUGUGUCAAGACUGUUUUCCUAGGAAUUGGAGGAAUCAGCCAGUAGCUGAGGGUGGGUUCUGGGCAAUUGGGAGAUAUAUUGAAAGCAUUUAUGUUAUGUUGGGUCCUAAGAGAAGCCAGCUUCUGCCCACAGUAAGACCCACUAAGAUUGGCAUUUUUUUGGACUAUGAGUUGGGUGAGGUUUCCUUUUACAAUAUGAAUGAUAGAUCUCUUCUCUAUACUUUUAAUGAUUCUUUUACAGAAGCUGUUUGUCCCUAUUUCUAUGUUGGAAUAGAUUCUGAACCUCUUAAAAUCUCUUCAGUAACAGAUGAUGAAAGAUGA
This is a messenger RNA of Puma concolor (puma), 1416 nucleotides long. The record is from RefSeq and is a predicted model, not a curated record. NCBI's taxonomy places the organism in Eukaryota, Metazoa, Chordata, Mammalia, Carnivora, Felidae.